Klebsormidium nitens is the source of this 2252-nucleotide messenger RNA. The record is from the annotation of a GenBank genome assembly. Lineage: Eukaryota; Viridiplantae; Streptophyta; Klebsormidiophyceae; Klebsormidiales; Klebsormidiaceae.
CGAUUUUGGUCAAUGAGGUCUACCUCGCCACAGCACAGCUGCCUUGGCAUUGGCACGGCAUUGAAACUUGGACGGACCCAUUGCAAAUCUAGAAGGUGGCGCUGGCCUCUGGCAUUGACUUGGGAGUUUUGCAACGUUUCUGCGCGCACUUAGAGGAGAGGAGGGAGGAGGCAUGGCACGCGCACGAGGGAUCGUAGGAGCCGUUGUGCUUGUCCUUACUGCUGCCUUCAUCGAAGGUAUUGUGGGUGACCACCCCCUCCUGGUGACCAACUGUGAGGAGCUGAGGCAGGCCGUGGGCGCCGCAAGGGCACCCACUGAUGGGACGCACCCCACAGUCAUCCUCACAAACAGCCUCAGCUGCAGCAACGUGCACGUUGAGUACCCGCUCACGCUGCUGGGGGGGGCGAGCUCGUCUGGAGAAGCAAUCACGCUGUCGCGGCGGACUAUUGACCACCCCACUCUCAUCAUCAUCUCCAAGGACGUCACCCUGCGGAGCAUACUCUUCAAGGAUGCAGGAGGGGUGGGUGGUGGGGCGGUGCUGCUAUCCAAGAACGCCAGCGCUGCCAUCCAUGACGUGACCUUCCAGAACAGCGCCUUUGGGAUCUGGCCUGCGCUAACCAUUGAGGGGAAGGCCGAGGUGACGAAUGUCCUCUUUGAGGACUGUCACUCCAGCGGCGCGGGGGGCGGAGCAGCAGUGCGUUCUUCGGGGUACGCCCGCUUCAAGGACUGCACCUUCGCCAGGAGCGCCGCCAAUAUGGGAGCUGGGGUGGCCGUGGACGGGUUGGCGCAUUUCUGCUCGACGUCCUUCGACGAGAACAAGGCCAAACAUGGCGCGAACGUGUGGGUGCGCGGCGACGAGCAUGACGCAGGGGCCAAAGCAUCCUUCUGCUCGGACGCGGCAGGGAGAGGGGCCAGAGCUGCCCCGCUCUUUGGGGGGGCGUCAAUUGCGGGCGUCGAGAGCGAGUCGGAGCGGGGCCACAUCACACGAGAUUCGUGCGACGCGUGCGCGGAGCCGUUCGUGAAGAGCUUGGCGCUGUUCGAGAGCCGGCGGCGCGCGCGGGUGCCGCUGCUGGCGUUCCUGAGCCAGGCGCACCUGACGGACCACGAGCUGGGCCGCAAGGCCAUCCGGCCCGAGGACGACGCCAUCUCAGCACUGGAGUGCGGGCCAGGCAGCUUUGCGCUCGACGGGGUGUGCGAGCCAGACUGCCUGCCCCAGACCGUGACGGAGAGCGAGGACACGUGGCGUCUUCUGGACCUGGCGGGCGGCGCGCAGCCGUCGUACACCGUCCGCUUCGAGAACACGUGCGGCAAGACGCUCGAGGCGAUUGCGUUUGACUGCGACGGCUUCCCGGGCACCGCCUGGGGCCUCGAGCGCCACGGCCGCUUCUGCGUCCUCACCGGCCACGACGACGUCCUAGCAGGUCACACUCACGAGUUCCACUACACUUCCGCUGCCCCCUUCACGUUCCGCCCGCACAGCGCCCACACGCAGCACUCGACGCUCGUCAAGAGCGGCCGCGACGGCAUCGAGGUGGUCAGCCGGGUGAUCCAGACCUGGCGCAAGGCCGACUCGCAAGAGCUGCUGUCGCGGGUCGAGGUGACGGUGAACAAUUUGUCGGGGGAGAAGGUCUCGCAAGUGGCACUCGACUGCCACGCGUUCGAGCCCGAGUGGUCGAUCGACGUAGAUAGGAAGGACGGGCGGUGCUUGGUACCGCGCGUGUUGAACCAUAACGAGACGCACCGCUUUGAAUACAUCACGGAGGGGGUACGUGCGCAUGACGUCAGCAUUGCGGAGGUGCGGGGCUCGUACGGGGAGGUUGUGAAGGGGGCGGGCGUGGCGGGGGGCAUGUACACCACGGUCGGGGCCAUGUGCAUGCUCGUGCUCGUGGCGAGCGCGUCUGUUGGCUGGUAUGCGUUUGGGCCCAACAAGGACCGGAGGGCCGAGGUCUACACACGGAUCCUGACACGGGAGAAGACUUUCAAGUUGGCCCAGACAUAACGGAUGUCAAUGUGGAACGAAUGGAUUCCAGAGCGCUAACAACCUUCUGAAGUAAGGGUAGUAAGGCCCACACGACGGCUCGCUGGACAUGCGGUGCGGCUUGACUGUCCAUUGGAAAAAGGUAGCUGCGUCUAAGUUUUGGACCCGAGGUAGUACAAACGUAUCUCUGGCAGGCGUCAUGGAUCAUUCAAGAAAGCAACCAUGCACGACGAAUUUCAAACUCGGCCAUCAUUCAUACCUAUGAAUUUCACUG